AUGGCGGAAAUUCAUGAUGUCAAACCAGUUGUCGAACAUGUCAGUCAGAGCCCAACCGUCGACAAUGAUGACGAUCACGACGACAAAGAGAAGUUCGGCCUUCACGAGGUCACUGUGGAGGGCUCCGAGGCGCUCAAAGCCGCAAUCGAGAAAGAACCUCCGCAGAAAUGGCACCGACGUUCACUGCAGCUCUAUGCUUGCGUUGGCGUUGCUUUUCUUGUUUCAACCAUCCAAGGUUACGAUGGCAGUUUGAUGGGCAAUAUGCUUGUCAUGCCAGCCUUCCAGAAAGAGUUCGGUGCGUCCAUCGUGGGCAUCAAGGCAGGCUAUAUUUCCGCCAUGAUUACGAUUGGCGGUGCAUCUGCUCUUCCAUUUGUUGGACCAGCAAUUGAUACCUGGGGCCGUCGUGUCGGCAUGGCCAUUGGCUGCUUCUUGGUCAGUGCCGGUGCUAUCAUUGAAGGAACAUCCGGAAUAUCAGGCUCCCUAGGCCAGUAUCUUGCCGGGCGUUUCUUGAUCGGCUUUGGAAACAGCAUUGCAGCUUCCGCGGCGCCAAUCUACGUCGUCGAGCUCGCGCAUCCAGCCUACCGUGGACCCUUGACUGGCCUAUACAAUACCCUCUGGAAUGUGGGUGGAAUCCUUGCUGCCGCUACCCUCCGAGCUGGUCAGAAUUAUGAAGGAAAUAAGGCCUGGCUCAUCCCAACUUGGGUUCAGCUGCUCAUGCCAGGAAUUGUUCUCUGCGCCGUCUUUUUCCUCCCCGAGUCUCCACGUUGGCUCUAUAGCAGAGGGCACACCGAGAAAGCGUCUGCUAUUAUCGCCAAAUAUCACGGUCUUGACAAUCCAGAUUCGGUUUAUCUGAGUCUCCAGUUGAAGGAGUACGCUGCCGGCCUCAAGACCGAUGGUGCGGAUAAGCGCUGGUGGGACUAUCGCUCCCUCUUCCGGGACCGUGCCUCGCGCUAUCGAGUGAUGUGCAACUUGAUGGUGGCUGUUUGGUCCCAGUGGUGCGGCGUUGGCUUCACUGGAUACUUCAUGCCUGCGUUCCUCAAGACUGCCGGCGUCACCGAUCCGAUUACUAUCCUCAACAUCAACCUGGGUACCUCUUUUGUCGGUGUGUUCGUAUCCAUGACUGGUGCCUCCUUGGUGGAGAGAAUCGGCCGCCGGAGGCUAUUCUACCGAAUUCUGCUCAUCAUCGCCUUCUGGUGGGUCAUUAUCACGAUCGCCGCUGCUAUCUACAGCGAGACUGGCAGCAAGGGAGCGGGCUAUGCCGCAAUUCUGUUCGUCAACAUUUUCGGAGUUACCUAUGCAUUUGGAAUCACACCACUGCAAUCUCUCUAUCCUGUUGAGGUACUCAGCUACGAGCAGCGUGCUAAAGGCAUGGCAUUCUCUGGUCUCAUUCUCAACGCGGCCAUCAUGGUCAACCAAUUUGGCAUGCCAGUCGCUAUUCAGGUACUUGAUUGGAAGCUCUACUUUAUCUUCAUUGCCUGGUGUCUCGUUGAAGCUGCUACCGUGUUCCUUUUCAUGGUUGAAACAAAGGGGCGCACUUUGGAGGAGUUGGAUGAAAUCUUUGAAGCACCGAACCCCCGAAAGGCGUCUACACAGAAGAAAAGAGUUAUGUUGGAUGGGACUUCAAAUGUCCUGAACGUUGAGGCCGUUUCGUAA
Penicillium cataractarum is the source of this 1653-nucleotide messenger RNA. RefSeq lists its product as uncharacterized. The transcript has a single exon. Bases 1 to 1653 code for a protein of 550 amino acids. The record is from RefSeq and is a predicted model, not a curated record. Gene Ontology annotation, biological process: transmembrane transport; carbohydrate transport. Gene Ontology annotation, molecular function: carbohydrate:proton symporter activity. Lineage: Eukaryota; Fungi; Ascomycota; Eurotiomycetes; Eurotiales; Aspergillaceae. Gene Ontology annotation, cellular component: membrane.